This is a messenger RNA of Pocillopora meandrina, 7517 nucleotides long. NCBI's taxonomy places the organism in Eukaryota, Metazoa, Cnidaria, Anthozoa, Scleractinia, Pocilloporidae. The record is from the annotation of a GenBank genome assembly.
AUGGCGGACAGCGGGGUGGAAACGGAUCUUUUGUCCGAAAUACAGAACGCUUUUCUCAGCGAAAAACAAAAUCUUGUAGUUCAAAACGUUGGAACUCAAUAUGAUCCAGUCGAAGUUUGUCUGGACAGAAGUGUGGCCGAAACAGUCAAUCAUGUCUUCAAACACAAGGUAAGAGAAACGGACCAACGCUCUCGGGUACAGUUUGUACCUUUAUGUUCCGGAUGAUACGAGUUUUGUAGCUUAAUUAUUGCGCCUGGCUUUGAACCAAUCGCACGUUUACACUGUCGUGCUGCAAAAUUUUUUAUUUUUUUUAAUUUAAAAAGUAUUUUGAUUGCCCAUUUUUUAGUUUUAAACUUUGACUCGUUGAAAUUCCCGGCUACGACCAACGUAGGUUCGUUGCUUUAUCAGUAAUCAUGUGAUGUUGCUUGAGGGAUUAAUUUCACUCGGGAAUUUCUCAUUUUCAUGCCUGUUAGUACCUUUAGAGUCAUUUGAGAUAAGGCAUCAAAACCCCAGUGAAGUGAAUGUGAUUUGAUGUUUGGGUGAUUGGCAUACAUUGCACGAUUAUUUCUUUAGGACUCGAUGUAUAUUUGAGUCAGUCAGUUGCAUCAUUAAGGUUUGUGAAGGACCCUCAACCAACUGUGAUAAAUCGCAUUUUUCCCCAUACUCUUUUUUUUAUGAAGAUGGGGAGAGAUGUCAUACCUGAAACUCAACACUAAUUUGGAUUUUUGUCAGAAUUAGUAGUUAUUUAUUACUGGUUGCAGGUACCAGUUUUGAAGAGAGUUUUUCUCCAAACAACAAAGAUAUUCGUGAGAUAUUUUGUUCCUGGUGCCAUUCUUUGAGAUUGGAACAUGAUGCCUUAUAUCAUAAAAAUUCUUAGCCCUUUCAUUUCCAAAAUCUCAUUAGUUUAUCUCCUCACUGUCUGCCAUAAAAUUCUUAAUGAGUUAGUUUGAAGAAUUCUGUAUUAGAUCAAUUAAUAAUCCUCUUCUUUAUAUUUUUGUUUAUCCCCAUCACUUCUCUGCUUGAUAUAAUACUGAUAUUAUAAGGAGAAAUUCUGUUUUGGUCACUCAGGGGACUGUUAAAAGGUUCAGCGUGAUUUGAUUUUAUGUUGGAUAUAUUGAAAUUUGAAUGAGUAAGUGUGUUUUAGAUGUUAAGGAUAAAAGACAUACUUUAUUAAUAUUUCAGGUCAAUGAAGUUAAACCAGUAACAAACCAAAGGGCAUCUGGACGAUGCUGGAUAUUUGCAUUUUUGAAUGCAAUUCGCCAAAAAUUUGUGCAACACUUUAACCUGGAAGACUUUGAGUUUAGUCAACAGUUUCUCUACUUCUGGGACAGAAUUGAAAGGUCAUAUUUUUUCAUAAAUACUUAUGAAGAACUGGCUCGCAAAGGGGAAGAACCUGAUGGGCGAUUGAUGAUGUUUCUUUUAUCCAACCCUUUAAAUGACGGUGGUCAGUGGGACAUGCUUAUCAACCUGGUGGAAAAGUAUGGCCUGGUGCCAAAGGUAGUCUGGCCUGAAGCAUUUACAUCUAACAGGUCCAUGCGAUUGAGGAGGAUAAUCAAUCACAAGGUAUGCUAUAAAAAACACAAAACUAUGGUAUGAUCUCAAAGUUUGAAAUCACGAACCCCACUUUUUCUAUGAAUUCAACAUAUUAAUGAUAUAGCAGAGACAAAAAUGAAUUCAAGCCAGGGGGUGUUGAGGAAAUUUGGCAAGGGUUCCAGAUACAGAAACAUCUUGAAGGGUCUUUCUUUCCCCAGCUUCAUUUGAAUUGAAUAUUAAAACUGAAUUUGUCCAUUGCCAUGGACUGAUCUUGCCCACUUGAGCUACUGACAUCUGUACAGUCAUGUAAGAACAGCUAGAGAUGCAUUGAAAUCAUUAGGAAUUGAGACGAAAUAGGGAGUUGUUGCAUAUAAUCGGCCCAUUCCAUGCAGUAGUUAAGUAAUUUCAUAUAACUGAAAGUCACAAUGCAUAUGGAAGACAGUGUCAAAUUGAGGGUGCUAAGAAGAUGUUUCACAUGACAUGCACCACAUUAGUUAUAAAAGGACAAUGAUGUUGAAGUUUUUUCCUGAUUCACAUGGAACAAUAUCAUACAUACAAUCACAAUGACUUCCCACAUUAGCUGAUAGACUCAGCAUUCACUCUGUGAAAAUAAUCUCUUGUGAGAAUCCAAAUGAUGAACUAAGAAAAAAUAAUGAAACAGCCACAAGAAAUGUAUACAAAAUGUUUCCUUCACUGUCAUGCCUUGGUAGAUGAUAAAAUCUUAUCUUUCCACCAUCCUGGUAUCAAGCUUGCCCAUGACUUAAUGUUGUCUUUGCAGCUGCGAGAAUAUGCUGUGCAGCUUAAAGAACUGGUGGACAAGAAAUGCAAUGAAGAGGAAAUGAAACAAGCUAAGAAGAAAAUGAUGACAGAGGUGAAAUAAGUCAUUUCUGUCUUGUCCUAGUUUACACCUUUGAGCUUCUUUUGAUCAGAUUCUCUCCAGGUUGAUGUUGAUAAUAAAGAUGCAGUGAUUAUUGAUGUACCACAAGGACAGAGAUUCUAAUGGAAAGUUCUACUUAUUUUGCUUAUUACAUUUUUUUUUUUACAAUCUUAGGUAUAUAGGAUAACAAGCAUAUGCCUUGGCACUCCACCCAAGACUUUUGAGUGGGAGUAUAUUGACAAAAGUAAAAAAUAUUGCAAGCUUUCAGGAUUAACUCCGCUUCAAUUUUACAAUGAGCAUGUCAAACCAGUUUACAACCCACUUGACAAGGUAUGCAAUGCACUUGUAUAUGGACAAUGAUAUGUUUAGCUCUUCCGAUUGAUCACCCCUGAAUCACAUAGUAAGGUCAAGAGAAUGAAGAAAAUGAUCACCAACUAAAGAUGCUUUAGAUUGUAAAACAAAUUCUCCUCAUCAGCACCUUCAGAAAUGUAUAGAGAACAGUAUGGAGAAUAUGCAUGCUGAUGUUAAGGUGUAAAGGGUUAAUUGCUAUACAGUCCAGUUUAAAUGAAUCAUGUUCUGUGAUAGAGCUUCUAGGUUACAGGCUGGUUAACCUAAGCUUAUUGUUUAUUUAAUUGUUAUAAUUCAGAUCUUCAUUAUUGAUUCUUAGCUUUUGAUAGCAAAUCAGUGUUUAUCACCAUUUUGUUUUCUUCUUUAAUAAACCAAUGUCUUUUAUGAUUAUAAAAUUGGAAAGAUUACUUUCUACUGAAGAUUUUACCCCAGACCCUAACAAUGCAACAGGAGAUAUACUGGCCCUAAUGUUAGCAAAUGAACUUAACCCUUUAACCCUCAUAUCAAAUUUGUUAUUCUCCUUACUGUCAACCAUACAAUCUUGUUAUGUUAGUUCAGAGAAUUUAGUAUUAAAUCAACUAAUUAUCCCCAAAUUGAUAUUUUCCUUUAUUCUCAUCACUUAUCUGGUUGAUAUUGUAUUGAUAUUGUCGGGAGAAAUUCUGUCUUGGUCACUCGGUCACUCGUGAGAGUUAAAGGGUUAAAAGAGAACCAGUCGAGAAAGGAUUUCACCGAUUGAAAAUGACCAAAUUGGAAAAAUUGUACAACAUUUUGUCAUGAUGAAUAGAACGUGCUAAUUUAGUUCCUUCAAGAUAACCCUCACUGACCCUUCAGAGAUCUUACCAAUAUUGUAGGCUUUAACCACUAGGUGAUUUGAUCUUUGUUACAUACAUGUAUUACAGGUGUGCCUAGUGAACGACCCUCGAAAUCCUUACAGCAAACUGCUGACAGUAGAGUACCUCAGUAAUAUGGUGAAUGGACGGCGUGUCUUAUACAAUAAUCAACCUGUGGAAGUUCUCAAGAAGUUGACAGCUGCGUCUCUUAGGGACAACGAGGUAAGGGAUAUGAUAUGUUUCCUUCUCCAAAUGCAGAAGACAAGUGCUGCCUCUUGUUGCCACUGUUGGUGUAUUUACAGGCCCUUUUUGAGUUUUGGUGUUUUUUUUCCCUUGUAAUGAACUAGUUGGCUAACACAUAAUCUUGUUACGAGUGUGCUAUCAACCAAUCUUAAAGUGGGCUGUGAGAUAGUUUACUCACUCUGGUUGGCAGACAGAACUCAGUAUUUAUUUCAGUUUCCCCCCUUGCAAGGCCAGUUAUUAAUUUAGAAAAGUAGUUAUUUCCUUGAUGUACAGUGUAUUAAGUAUGCUGUUUGAUUCUUUACCAUGAGAAGAUGUUUGGUUAAAUUGGUAUGCCAGAGCGAACAGCCUUGUUGCAAAAAAGACUGAUUAAAAGAAAAAAAAUGGACUAAAUGGCAAAAUGUUUCCCAGGUUGUGAGCAGUCACCAAUUGACUAUUAGAGGUUUUUUUUCGUGAGCUGUUGUCACACAUGAAGAACAACAUGACUGCUAUCAAAAUAUUGUGGUCAAUGGCAGUCAAUUUUCUGUUGGUUUGGGAACCAGCUAUUUUUUUUUUAUUUUUAAUUACCAGUUUUGUACUUUUUUAUUUGGAACUCCUAAAGCACUGUGCACGUAAAGGUAUAUUUAAAAUAGUUUGUAGAGCAUUGGCAAACACAACUUUCCAGUAAAUCUCAUUGUCUUUUUGAAGAAAUUAACUAGUACUUUGUCUUUUCUUCAGGCAGUUUGGUUUGGAUGUGAUGUUGACAAACAUUUUGAAAGAAAGAUCGGAGCACUUCAUUUGGACAUGUGAGUUUACAACAUUGCUUUUAUAUUCACUUCUCUAUCCGCAGUUCACAUGUAUGAUUUUCAUAUAAUCUCAGUUAUUUAUUUAUCACUUCAUGGGUUUAUUGUUGGCUUGUUGGCUCAGUUGGUAGAGCACUGCGCCGGUAUCGUAGAGGUCAUGUGUUCAAAUCCCGUACAAGCCUGAAUUUUUUUCAGGCCUUAUUUCCAUUACUGCUCAAGUAGUGUUCAUUACUGCGAAUAUCGCUUUCGUAUUCACUUCUUUAUCUGCGGUUCACUUAAUUGAUUUCCAUAUAUUCAAAGUUAUUAGUGACAUUCUUUUUUAGAAAGUUUGUUUUUAUGGCGUUAGAAAGUAAAACGACAUGUUUCAUACAUAGAAAGAUAAAUAAAUUAAGAAAGUUUAUCAAUAAGUUGAUUUUUUUUCUAUUCGUUGUUACACGGUUUCUGUCACUUUCUCUGUCUCUAGAAGCUCGACACCAUAAUAUUAUAUUUCCUGUUUUUUUCCUCUGCAGUCAUAGUUAUGAGUUGACAUUUGGCAUUUCCAUGAAGUAUUUAAACAAAGCUCAGCGUUUGCUGUAUGGUGGAUCGCUCAUGACCCAUGCUAUGGUGUUCACUGGAUUUUCCUGGGAGGUGAGGAUUGUCUGUUCCAGGCUUUCAGUUAGAAAAACGGCCGCGCGAUAGCAAACAACGGGACAGUAUCGAUGGAGCGAAAAAACACGGUGGUGCUGGGUCGGAUCAUGUGACGUUCGUCACUCGACCUGACCCGAAUCACAUUCGUCUUUUUUUCUCCGUCGCUACUAUAACACUCCGUUUUACUUCCUAAACAUCUGAACCAUGCAACGGUGAGGAGCAAAACAAGGAUGCAGUGAACUCUAUGUGCAAAACUGUUCUUGGACUUUUAAUCCUCUCUUUGCCUCACAUCGACAAAGUGUUGAAAUGUGUGGAGAGAAGGAAAGCUCACAAAAGUGACCAUGGUAAUUUUAUUUUUUUAAAGCAGCAUGGUGUACUUUCAAGAGAAGAGGUAGAAGAGACAUUGUAUGGAAGAAAUGAUAAGGAUAGAGAAAUAGGGUAAAAAGUUUGCGUGGGAAAACACUUGCUCUCAAUUAAGACUGAAAAAUCUGAAAAAUGAACUACAAGAAGUCUUGGAGGAAUAUGAUCGCCUUUUACAAUUUGUUCUUUCCUUGGAUUUUCAGGAAAACACCAAAACUACAGACACUGAAGAUCAUUCAAAACCAGUAGAGGAAGGUGCUGCAGUGGACAUUAAAACCAUGAAAUGGCGUGUGGAGAAUUCCUGGGGUGAUGAGAAAGACAAGCCAGGCUACCUUAUGAUGACGGACAGCUGGUACUCAGAAUAUGUCUAUGAGGUUGUUAUAGACAAGAAAUAUGUUCCGGAUGAUGUGUUGGGUGUCCUGCAACAGGAACCAAUAGUGCUGCCUGCUUGGGAUCCAAUGGGGUCCCUGGCGUGUGUUUCGUGUGACAAUGAGGUACAAAUAUCUCAUUUGUAAUAAUUAGUCAUGAUCUCUUGUAUUGAUAAUUUUGCAUGGCUCGUUUUCAUGGUAUUUAGCAAAUAUGUAUCUUAUUUGUGAUAAUUAGAUAAUUCACUAUUAUUCUUAUUGAUAAUAUUGUAAUGCACGUUUUUAUGAUAUGCAGCAAAUGUUGAGUGGAUAGAGGGUGAUCUCAUAAUUCUUUUCCUGGGCGUUCCGGCUGACAAUUACAUGCCAAGUAUUUGAUCGAAUAAGCGCCCACGCUCUAGUAAGCGCCCUUCACGGAACAAGCGCCCACCCCUCGGGCUAUAAUGUCAAAUAAGCGCCCCCCUCCCCCUCCUCCCUCACUUUCUUUAAAAAAAAGUAGGGAUUCAAGAAUAUCUAGCCAUGAAAAUUCAAGAAGGAAAGUAGCUUGGAAGGCAAGUUUUAACUUUUUUUGUCGAGAUAACAAAAUAAAGGUAAACAAGUUUACAUUUCAGAACUUUGCGUCACGGACUUUUGCACUGAGUUCAGGUGGUGCUAGACCAAACAACUUCAACAUUCUUCGAGAUAAAUAGCUCCUUGGUACUGGAAAAAAAAACUGCUUCAGAUUUUGACAAUUUGGUUUUUGGAGAACCCUUGCCAUUUAUUAAAAUAUUGUUUUUAACAAGUAUUGUAAAAUUACUAAUUGUCACGUCAUUUUAUGUUUUCUCUCCCGGUGAAAAUUGUGUUUAAAAUAUUAUUACCGUAAGGAAUACAUGUUGUUCUUUCAGACGGUAAAAAAUAAGAGAUCAAUAAGAAAAGAUGUAAGUACCAGACCUGCAAUGUAGAUGGUAAUAUCGGAUGAAAAAGGAGAAUUAUAGUGACGCAGGUGACCCAAGCAUUUUUGCGAAACAUGGUGGCCUUUGACUCGAUUUAACCGAUAUCGAAGUCGUUCGGAACCAAAUUCAGACAAACCUACGGCUCUCAGCCUAUAUCAGAGUUUUUUAGUUAAAAAAAAAAAAAAAAAAAAAAAAAAACAGCUUUCUUGUGAGAACCAGAUGUUGACAAUGAAUGCAUUGUUAGGGAUUGAGUAAUUGGCAUGCUGACUGCAGUAAUAAAACUGGAAAAAAUGAUUACUUUUUAAGCACAUACUCGGGUGGAUUUGUAAUUACUUAUAGUUUUACCUGAUUGCAGUUUAGGCUGUGGGAUGUCUAUCUUUUUUUUAUCUUUUAUACAAUUUUUUCCUGAUUGAAUUUUCUACCCUUGGUGAUGAAAAUUGUAUUUAUUUGAUUAUGUUAUAUGACUGAUAAUUGACGGUUGUAGCUACAAGCUAUCGUGAGCAAGGAUCCUCUAAGGUAGAUCUGUAGGGGGCCAUGAAAUCGUCAUUUCUGCCCCUGUCGUUUAACAGUUGGUAAUCAUGGACUGUCAUUGUACCAACGCUGGUACCCAUAAGCUCCCAGCUCGG